AUGUCAGUUUUCUCCAGUGGUGCUUUGCCUUUUGAACCGUGUUUCACGCGUUGGCAGAUAUCACAACCGGAAACAUACUUUGCUACAUCUGACUUCACCCCUGGCCACCAUACCACCCGAACACGGUCCCAUGUGCGAUCACGUCCCAUGUGUCUAGAGGUUAGUCGUGAACUAACUGAAGAAACCUCCGACGUAGACUUUGAGGAAGUACAACAAGGAGAUUCUGGGUUUUCUCGAGUGGACUAUUUUCCGUUGGUCGACCCUUGUAGUUACGAUAACGUAGAAUACCAUCUUCCAAUACUGUCAAUCGAUCGCGCGCCUGCCCCAUUCACAGCCCCAAGGCCUUUGCCUCAAGGUUUAUUAGGUCCUUCAAUUCCCGUUGUUGUUCACAGGCUCUUAGGUAUUCCCCUACCGCUGGACAACACAUUUUGGCGUCAUGGACAUCUUUCCUCGCAAGCAUGGGCAACACAUUUGGGCGUCAUGGACAUCUUUCCCUACAUGGACAUCUUUCCCCGCUGGACGACACAUUUGGGCGUCAUGGACAUCUUUCCUCGCAAGCAUGGGAAAGAUUCGGUAAGCACUGUCCGAUUCAGCGGCUGA
Paramuricea clavata is the source of this 600-nucleotide messenger RNA. The record is from the annotation of a GenBank genome assembly. NCBI's taxonomy places the organism in Eukaryota, Metazoa, Cnidaria, Anthozoa, Malacalcyonacea, Plexauridae.